AUGAACGAGUUUGAAGCGACAGAACACCAGCACAUAAGGUACAAUCCUCUCAAGGAUGAGUGGAUCCUGGUCUCUCCUCACCGUUGCAAGAGACCGUGGAGUGGUCAAACUGAGGACACUCCUGAAGAACAGCCUCCAGACCCUAACAAUCCCUUGAGAGCUGGUGCUGUUAGAGCCAAUGGGCAGCGCAAUCCUCCCUAUAAGUCCACCUACGUUUUCCCCAAUGACUUCCCAGCUCUUCUGGAACGGGUGCCAGAACCUCCUGCGCCUGAACAUCCCCUCUUCCAAGCUUGUCAGGCUAAAGGGACGUGCAGGGUAAUGUGUUUUCAUCCUGACUCUAACAUGACGAUACCUUUGAUGUCUCUCGAAGAAGUAGAAGCUGUUAUAGAAGAGUGGAUUAACCAACUGCAAGAACUAGGUCGCAAGUACACGUGGGUUCAAAUUUUUGAGAACAAAGGCGCUAUAAUGGGUUGCUCGAACCCGCACCCACAUUGCCAGAUUUGGGCCUCCAGUUUCUUGCCAAAUGAGCCUAGGGUGAAAGAUAGAUGUCAAAAGGAAUACUAUACAAAGUAUGGCAAAAGUAUGUUAGUGGACUAUUUACAGCAAGAGCUAAAAACUAAGGAACGUAUAGUCGUUGAAAACUCCGAAUGGGUGGCAUUAGUUCCAUACUGGGCAGCGUGGCCUUACGAGACCAUGUUAUUACCCAUAAAUAAUAAGCCACAACGUAUGACAGACUUAAAUGACAACCAAAAAAAAGGUUUAGGCGAUAUAAUGAAACAAAUAUGUACUAAGUAUGACAAUCUGUUCAAAUGCAGCUUCCCUUAUUCUAUGGGAUGGCAUGGAGCACCAACAGGCCCAUCAAAAAAAACAGGGGAUUCCCCCCAUUGGUUAUUCCACGGUGUAUACUUACCGCCGCUACUCCGUUCUGCCACUGUCAAAAAAUUCAUGGUUGGUUUCGAAAUGUUGGCACAACCACAGAGAGAUUUAACUCCAGAACAAGCCGCGCAAAAACUUCGAGAGUGUGAUACAGUGCAUUAUAAAUUAAAAAAA
Brenthis ino (lesser marbled fritillary) is the source of this 1050-nucleotide messenger RNA. The record is from the annotation of a GenBank genome assembly. Lineage: Eukaryota; Metazoa; Arthropoda; Insecta; Lepidoptera; Nymphalidae.